This is a messenger RNA of Fibroporia radiculosa, 639 nucleotides long. RefSeq lists its product as uncharacterized. The record is from RefSeq and is a predicted model, not a curated record. NCBI's taxonomy places the organism in Eukaryota, Fungi, Basidiomycota, Agaricomycetes, Polyporales, Fibroporiaceae. Gene Ontology annotation, molecular function: proton-transporting ATP synthase activity, rotational mechanism. Bases 1 to 639 code for a protein of 212 amino acids. Gene Ontology annotation, biological process: proton motive force-driven mitochondrial ATP synthesis. The transcript has 3 exons.
AUGUUGCUCUCUGCCUCCCGCUCAGCAGCGCUCUCCGUUGGCAUUGGCCGACGAGCAGCCAGCACCAUUGCCCUCAAAUACUCAAAUGCCGUCUUUAACGCCGCCCUCUCAAAGUCGCCGCAGGCUCUCAACAAGGUGCAGAGCGAGCUGAACACGAUCGCCAGCUCUAUCAAAGCGAGCCCGGAGCUCAGCACGUUCGUGUCGAACCCGACGCUCUCGGUCAAGGACCGCUACGCAGGGCUAGCUGCGCUGUAUGCCGCGGCAGAGGGCACGGGUGCGAAGAAGGAGCCCGUGUCGGAGGUCACGAAAAACCUGUUCGUCGUCCUCUCGGACAACGGCCGCUUGGGGGAAGCGCAGGGCGUCAUCGAGGGCUUCAACGAGCUCGUGGCGCAGCACAAGGGCGAGCUAACCGUGACCAUCACGUCCGCGGCGCCGCUGCCGAAGGAGGUGCAGACGCGCUUAGAGGCGUCUCUCAAGCAGUCGCAGGCGGCCCAGCAGGCCAAGUCGGUGAAAGUGGAAAACAAGAUCAACCCGUCGGUGUUGGGCGGUAUCGUUGUUGACUUUGGCGACAAGACCCUUGAUUUGAGCGUUGCAUCGCGGGUGACGAGGCUGAACAACCUCCUGCAACAAUCGGUAUGA